UGUCUCAUCAGUGGCAUGUGGCUUCUCUCCAGAAGAUACCCAAUUCCUGCAGUCCACAGGGGAACAGCCUACAGCAUGAGCAGGCCUGGUUUAGACAUCCAUCAGUCUAGAUGCUACUCCUCUGGAAGAAGAAAGGGGUUUAUAUCAGGUUUUGUGGAGAAUAUCAAACAGGAAUUAGCCAAAAACAAGGAGAUGAAAGAAAGUAUUAAAAAAUUCCGUGAUGAAGCUAAAAAGCUGGAAGAAUCUGAUGCCCUUCGAGAAGCCAGGAGGAAAUAUAAAACCAUUGAAUCUGAAACAGUGAAGACCUCUGAAGUGAUUAAAAAGAAACUUGAAGAAAUAACUGGGACAGUUAAAGAGAGUUUGGAUGAAGUAAGUAAGAGUGAUAUUGGCCGAAAGAUAAAGGAAGGUGUGGAAGAAGCAGCAAAAACAGCAAAGCAGUCUGCUGAGUCAGUGACAAAAGGAGGAGAGAAAUUAGGCAAGACAGCAGCCUUCAAAGCUAUUUCUCAGGGAGUAGAAACUGUUAAGAAAGAAAUAGAUGAAAGUGUUUUAGGACAGACUGGUCCUUACAAACGUCCAGAGCGACUACGGAAAAGAACAGAAUUCUCAGGCGAGAAGAUUAAAGAGGAGAGAAUAUUUGAAGCUAAUGAGGAGGCCAUGGGUGUGGUGCUACAUAAAGACUCAAAAUGGUAUCAGCAGUGGAAAGAUUUCAAGGACAACAAUGUGGUCUUCAAUAGGUUCUUUGAAAUGAAAAUGAAGUAUGAUGAAAGUGAUAAUGCAUUCAUUCGAGCUUCCAGAGCUGUUACAGACAAAGUCACUGACUUAAUAGGUGGAUUGUUCUCGAAGACAGAAAUGUCUGAAGUUUUGACAGAGAUACUCAAAGUGGAUCCAUCGUUCGACAAAGAUCGGUUUUUAAAGCAAUGCGAACGUGAUAUAAUCCCCAAUGUCUUGGAGGCUAUGAUGUCUGGAGAGCUUGAUAUCCUCAAAGAUUGGUGCUAUGAAGCAACUUACAGUCAACUGGCUCAUCCAAUCCAGCAAGCCAAAGCCAUGGGUCUCCAGUUCCACUCCCGGAUUCUUGACAUUGACAACAUUGAUGUGAGUCUAUAUUUCU
Molecule: messenger RNA, 1108 nt
Organism: Antrostomus carolinensis (chuck-will's-widow)
Lineage: Eukaryota; Metazoa; Chordata; Aves; Caprimulgiformes; Caprimulgidae
Gene: TIMM44
Product: translocase of inner mitochondrial membrane 44
Exons: 10
Biological process (GO): protein import into mitochondrial matrix
Cellular component (GO): mitochondrial inner membrane
Molecular function (GO): protein-folding chaperone binding
Source: RefSeq, a predicted model, not a curated record